Exophiala oligosperma is the source of this 1672-nucleotide messenger RNA. RefSeq lists its product as uncharacterized. The transcript is spliced from 2 exons. The record is from RefSeq and is a predicted model, not a curated record. Lineage: Eukaryota; Fungi; Ascomycota; Eurotiomycetes; Chaetothyriales; Herpotrichiellaceae. Bases 302 to 604 code for a protein of 100 amino acids.
CUAUGGGCCCUGAAACGUAACAUUGACAGCUCCUGGCGAGUUGCUCCUCGGGCUUCUUCUCUUCUACAGAUACCAGCCACCCUGUCGAUGAUGGAAACUCACCUCUGUCUCGUAUUCCUUCCACCCUCAAGGAAAUCUCUAGAAUCGAGAACCUCCUCCAUCGAAUCAACGAUUUCGACCCGAAGAUACUGAACCUACUUCAGACACUACAACCAUCUUUUGACCACCCUUUUGUCGCCCUCUCUUGAAAACCGUGGGCAAGUCAACUGCUGGUGGGAAACAAAGUGACGGCCAGCUCAAAAUGAUGCAGUGUCUCCUUAUACUUGGUUCUCAAUCGAAGCUCUCGGCUUCCUUGAAACGUGAAUCUGAUGAUACACGUGCACUGGAAGAUUUGGUCCAAAGAGACGAGGAGGAGUGGCUUCCGAGGGUGUACACAGAAGAGUAUAAGACUUUCCAAGGUGCAGAAUCAGACCACAGUAUCAGCUGGGAAGGACUCACCUCGGAGUUUGUGUCCGCCUUCCCUGGAGUCCUCCCGAAAGAAGCGGAAGCUCAAAAGACGCUAGCAUUUCAACUGCGCAGUCAGCUCUGGCACAAUCUUAAAUAGAUGAGCCAGCUCCCGGAUUGGCCUCAGAAGCCGUUCCUAAAACCACUACGACAAUUCAUGUGCGCAGAGCUCACGGGGGAGAUGAACGUUUGGUUGGUUCUUCGCGGCUCUGCUGUGAUUCCUUCUGGCGAUUUGACUGGUUUAAUACCGUGGAACAGACAUAACCGGGACUUGAAAUAGCUGGCGGAGAUUCUGGGCACUUCAUGUCUGUUUAGCAAACCUCUCACCGAUAAGAAGCUUACUGCGACAUCGCUUUAAGACUGUAUCCAGAAACUGGAGGUUUUAUUUUGUGGCUUAGGAAUUGAUUAUAUUAACUCGAGCGAAGCAACAUAUGUGGUGGCAUUUUACCUGUGCAAAGCGAAUGACGACGCCUUUAUCAGACAUUUUCGAAGUUUACCUUGCCUGUCGACCAUCGGCAGGGACCCCAGUUCCGAGCCUGGGAAAUGGCAGUAUCGAUGCGUUUUGGAAAAGCACGAGUCGUCAGUCACCCAAGACGAUCUCUUCAUAAACAAUCGGCGACCGACAUACUAUAAGGCCUUUGAAUCUCAGUCUCAAGCUCGUCAAUGCUGGGAAGACAUCGUUGGAAGGUCCCAACAACUUUUAGAUCAUCGCUGUCCAAGGCCUUUUCCGGGCAAUAUGAGCACGUCAGAUCGUCCUGAGGUUUUUGAGGCCGUCGAGCUCGUCCGAUCAUAUAUGCCCUGAAGAAAACAAUGAUGACAGAACCACCAGGAAAGUCAUCUGAAAUUACAAAAGUGGACGGAGAUUAACAAACUGAGUCAAGUCCCAGAGAAAGCUGCCAAAUAAUCAUUGGUGUCCAAAGGACUUGCUGUUAGUAGUAAAAGGAUCGUUCUCUUCAGAGUGUUAUCGACAAAGCUCGCAGGUAUUAAUUGUCUCUUUUCAGUCUCACUCGGUCACUCAUUCUACAACAGUGCUUGUGCGUGAUUUAAGUAAUACCAUCCCACAGAUCCUAUGACUAGGCAAAUCGAGACUUUAUGAACCGAUGAGGAUGGCUUCGACUGGAAUACUCCUUUCGCAUAUGUAAUAUUUUACUAACCUCAUUGUUGACAG